Molecule: messenger RNA, 1140 nt
Organism: Metschnikowia bicuspidata var. bicuspidata NRRL YB-4993
Lineage: Eukaryota; Fungi; Ascomycota; Pichiomycetes; Serinales; Metschnikowiaceae
Gene: ERP5
Product: Erp5p
Exons: 1
Coding region: 42-683 (213 amino acids)
Biological process (GO): Golgi organization; intracellular protein transport; endoplasmic reticulum to Golgi vesicle-mediated transport
Cellular component (GO): Golgi apparatus; endoplasmic reticulum-Golgi intermediate compartment; endoplasmic reticulum
Source: RefSeq, a predicted model, not a curated record
CGCACCUGACUAGAACAUACGCACGUCAACAGCACGCCAAAAUGAGGAUCUCUGUGCUAGCUGUAUUUGUUUGGGUAUCUCACGUGACUGCCUUGCACUUCUACCUUCUGACGGGCCAGACCUGCUGUUUUUACGAGGACUUGACCUCGGACUCGUUGGUGGUGGGUAAGAUCGACGCCUACGAGUAUGACGAACGUAUGGACGAUUACUCAAAAAACCCCAACUUGAAGUUGAAGAUCACCGUGGACGAAAUCUUUGAUAAUGACCAUCGUGUCGUGGACCAGACCUCGCAACCAAGUGGCGACUUUGUUUUCAACUCCCACGACAGUGGAGAGCACAAGUUCUGUUUGACACCUGUUUACAUGGACGGCACGCACGGGAGAAAACACCGCAUUUUCUUUGACGUGGCUAUUGGCGCAGCACUGGAAUACGUGGACCUGAAAUCGACCAAGAAAGUUGAUGGUUUGACUUUGCAGAUCCAGGACUUGAACCGGAAGUUGCAGGACAUCCACAUGGAGCAGGAGAGCAUCCGCGAAAGAGAGUCAGUUUUCAGAAACCAGAGUGAAUCCACCAAUGCACGUGUGGUGUGGUGGAGUAUCAUCCAGGUGGCUGUGUUGGUGGGAACUUGUACCUACCAGUUGCGCCACUUGAAGGGCUUCUUUGUCAAGCAAAAGAUUGUGUAGACUGGAUAUGUACAAAAUGAGGAUGAAAUGUCUGUGGAGGUAUAUACGAUUUGAAUCUGUGGCGUUAGGUUUUUCUUCAAUGAUGCAGCAUUUACAUGUUUGCCCAGAGACAUGUGAUUUAUCCGUGAGAAGUUUAGUCUGGCUCAGCACACUCCAAACUGAUGUUUGUUUGCUUAUUUGUCAAACUUCAUCAGCUGUGUAUUUUUUGUCAUGUCUUUAGGGGCUAUCUGACAGUGAUCACCAAUACUUCUAUACGAUUAUUGGAGAUGAAUCAAGUGAAUUAGAAAUGAAGUAAACCCGUAAAUUGCUUGGAAAACAUUGCUUCUGAACUAUGGCCCGGUGAAUACGCCUGCUAACUUUUUUUAAAAUAAGUGCCAGCUGUCGAAGAGGCUCGUUUCUCUAUUUAGUACUCGAAAGUUGCAGCCAUGUAGAGAUACAGCCACCAAGCUGCCACGAA